Molecule: messenger RNA, 2504 nt
Organism: Eufriesea mexicana
Lineage: Eukaryota; Metazoa; Arthropoda; Insecta; Hymenoptera; Apidae
Gene: Su(H)
Product: recombining binding protein suppressor of hairless
Exons: 2
Coding region: 515-2035 (506 amino acids)
Biological process (GO): regulation of transcription by RNA polymerase II
Cellular component (GO): nucleus
Molecular function (GO): DNA-binding transcription activator activity, RNA polymerase II-specific; RNA polymerase II cis-regulatory region sequence-specific DNA binding
Source: RefSeq, a predicted model, not a curated record
CGGAGAAGGUUGUGUGUUUUGUUAUACGCUUAUCGAAGUAAAUGUUUAUCAUUCUACGGUACCUUGAAAAUUAUGAGAGUACGAAAAGUUUAAAAAUAAGGGGACAAAGCAACAAAUUUUCUAUACGAUCGAAAUUAGUUUUAAGCGAUGUUUCGAAACAGUAUGUUUGCAUUUUGGAUUUAAAGUGGCGCGCGCGGCUAAGUUAUUUCUAAGGGUUGGUAAGACUGUUCGGAAAAUUCGGAAAGUGAACAGGUGUUUUUUGAAUGGAUUAGGGAGAAUAGGUGACGAGGACGCAAAAGGAUUUGCGAAUGGUGAAGAAUCGAGAAAUGGUGUGAUAUUUGUGAAUAACCGAUAAUUUAAAAAAUGCAUUGGGAUUUAUGUUUCGAGUCAAGCUAUUACGAAAAAUGAGGUAAAGGAGCAAAGGCAAUUAUGACAUGCAUAGAUGACAAGGAUAGUCUGCAAGCAACCUAACAACUCUGUUGUAUAGUCGAGAGGAUCGAAGCGAAGGUUAAAUAUGCCACACCAGUUUGGUUUGCCCACGAUGGCGCAUGGAAUGCAAUCUCCUCCUUCGCCGACUUCGGUCAUGUCGGUUUAUCCUCGAUUCGGAUCCGGUGUCUAUAGACCGGAUCAUCAAGAUCAAAGGUUGACACGCGAAGCAAUGGAACGUUAUUUGCGCGAUAGAAGUGACAUGGUUAUUGUAAUACUUCACGCAAAGGUUGCGCAAAAGUCGUAUGGUAACGAAAAACGAUUCUUUUGUCCGCCACCGUGUAUCUAUUUGUUUGGGGACGGGUGGAGAAUGCGCCAAGAACAGAUGCUUCGCGAGGGAGAGAGCGAACAAUCCGCUCAACUUUGCGCGUUUAUCGGAAUCGGAAAUUCCGACCAAGACAUGCAACAAUUGGAUCUGAACAAUGGUAAACAAUAUUGCGCGGCAAAGACACUUUAUAUUUCGGAUUCUGACAAGAGGAAGCACUUUAUGCUUUCGGUGAAAAUGUUCUACGGUAGCGGACACGACAUCGGCGUGUUUCAUAGUAAAAGAAUCAAAGUGAUCUCGAAACCGUCAAAGAAGAAACAAUCAUUGAAGAAUGCCGAUUUGUGUAUAGCGAGCGGAACGAAAGUUGCGUUAUUCAAUCGGUUACGAUCUCAGACAGUUAGUACGCGUUAUCUUCACGUUGAGAAUGGAAAUUUUCAUGCGAGUUCUACGCAGUGGGGUGCGUUUACUAUACAUCUAUUGGAUGACAACGAGAGCGAAUCGGAAGAAUUUCAAGUGCGAGACGGCUAUGUACAUUAUGGUAGUACAGUGAAAUUGGUAUGUUCCGUAACGGGAAUGGCACUUCCGCGUCUAGUAAUUCGGAAAGUGGACAAGCAGAUGGCUAGUCUAGAGGCGGAUGAUCCCGUUUCGCAACUGCACAAAUGUGCUUUUUACAUGAAGGACACAGAUCACAUGUACCUUUGCUUGUCUCAAGAACGUAUUAUUCAAUUUCAAGCUACACCUUGCCCGAAGGAGGCCAACAAAGAAAUGAUAAACGAUGGUGCCUGUUGGACGAUAAUCAGCACCGAUAAGGCAGAGUAUCAAUUUUUUGAGGGUAUGGGUCCGGUCAGAUCACCUGUGACGCCGGUACCAUUAGUUCAUAGCUUACAUUUAAACGGUGGCGGGGACGUGGCAAUGCUCGAAUUGACGGGGGACAAUUUUACGCCGAAUCUUCAAGUAUGGUUCGGCGACGUAGAAGCGGAGACCAUGUACAGAUGUCAGGAAAGUAUGCUCUGUGUGGUGCCCGAUAUAUCGCAAUUUAGGGGCGAAUGGCUCUGGGUGCGGCAGCCGACUCAGGUACCUGUCUCAUUGGUUCGUAAUGAUGGCAUUAUCUACGCAACCGGUCUAACGUUCACCUAUACACCAGAACCCGGUCCUCGGCCUCACUGUCCACCCGCAGACGAAAUCAUGAGAGCACCGCGUGCCAUGCACAAUCAAGCAAGCAUGCCACCUGCAAUUGCAGAUGUACCUUGGAACACCCAUCAACCCCCUCAGUCGGGUCUCUGAUGUUUUCUAGACAAUUACAGUGCGCAUCACCAAAGUUUACGAGCUAGUGAGACGAACGCUGUUUCGAACGUUUCGGUUCAUUCUUCGAACGAUAUUCCAGUUUCUGUCGAUAACGAGCCAGUUAGUAACGAUGCUAACUCAGCGACCACCUACGCAGCGAAAGACCUGUUGCUCAGAGUCAAUAGCGCGGCAACGAGUUCAGACAAUACGAAAAGCAGUACGUAGCAACCAUUUCGUUGCAUUACAUUGGAUUGCAUCGCGUUCCAUUGCGUUACGUUAACUUUGCCAUUCGUGGAUAUGUACAGUGUGCCGUGCCGAGAAUCGUUUCCCUAUGUUCAUAAAUACGUAGGUUCCUAGCUUUAAGUGUUAAUACAGAAUUACACACAGGGAUUAGAAUUUAUAGCGACCUUAGAAUUAAGAGCUUUUUACGAAUGUGAAUAUUUAGCUAAUUAGUCGGUAAACUGAUGGG